Coregonus clupeaformis (lake whitefish) is the source of this 915-nucleotide messenger RNA. RefSeq lists its product as uncharacterized. The transcript is spliced from 4 exons. The record is from RefSeq and is a predicted model, not a curated record. Bases 125 to 841 code for a protein of 238 amino acids. Lineage: Eukaryota; Metazoa; Chordata; Actinopteri; Salmoniformes; Salmonidae.
AAUCAUCACAUGUUUUCUGCAGAGAUACUUCUGUGAAAGUGGCUGGGUCAAGGAAGAAGGUUUGAAGCCAGGCUCAGAGACAGAGACGUACGGCUACAAGGCUUUCUCUGGGGAGGGGUUUGUCAUGCAAUGUACUAAGCCACAGUCCGCCGGUCUCUGUGAGCGCCUCUACAACAUCACAGCCAGCUCUGAGGAAGCUGAUUGGUCGGGGGCUGAGGGGGAAACCAAUAGAGACAGAGAUUUCCUCCGAGACGACGGGGCUGUGAGAGGACGGGGGAACGCGCUCUGGUUCUCUACCGUUACUGCAAAUGACUCUGGGAAGUACGCAUGCCACACAGGAGUUGCAUUGCCUAAAAUGAAUCACUCCGGGCCUGAGAAGCGCGAGCAGAUGUUCGUGCUCGACUGCAUCGCCGUCAGUUCGGUUGCGCUCGGAUACGAACACAUGCGCCCCCGGCUCUGGUCGGUGCUCCCCCAGUACGACGCACGCAACGACCCCCACGCUGCGCGCUACACGACCAUCCCGUCCGUGCAGAGGGUCCUGCAGAAGACCAUCCCGUCCGUGCAGAGGGUCCUGCAGAAGACCAUCCCGUCGGUGCAGAGGGUCCCGCAGAAGACCGAGAACAAGGAACCGAAGAGCGCCGCUGCCCAAAAGUCCCUAGAACUGAGGAACACUUCCGGAGCAGGUCAUUCCCGAGAGCAGGUGAGCAACCACAGUGGUCUCAUGUUGGACAUCAAGCCGCUGAUAGGCUACAACGGGCGGUUUGGGUUUCGGCGCAACACGCCCAACCUCCGGCGGAACCCGUCCAGCUUCGGAGAGGUGACCACGUUCCAACUCUAUUGAGUCCAACGGCCGAAAAGGCAUCAUCAUCAUGUGAAGUUCCAAUGAGCAAAAAUAAAUGCGUCCACAGAAUGCCA